UUUGGAACUGUGUAGCGUGUACAGUUGCCGUCACGGGGCGUUUAUCGAUCUGAAUGUUCUGCAGUUGCUGGCAGGUGUGUAUAAAGUGUCAUAUACAUCCUACUUCCUCAUUGUUGCCCAACAAUAUACGUUUUCUUCAAAACAAUGGACGCUUUUGGUGACGAUUUCACGGGAGUUUCUGAAGUUGCUGAUGUUGAUCCGGCUGCCGAAUUUCUGGCAAGAGAACACGACCAACUUGCUGGAUUAGAAGAUCUCAUUCCCGAAGUUUCACAACCGGAACAUGUUGAAACUAUUCAAGAUGAUUUCAUGACCGAAAAUGCAUUUGAAGUCCAAGCUAGUGAAGCGGCUGUAAACUAUGAGCUGGAUGCCUUUUCAGAAGUUGAAGUUGACAAUGGUCUAAGUAAUCAACUUUCUGGCAUGGGAUUAAAGGAGAAUGGCUAUUCAGCACCUCAAAUGAUGUCUUCCAUUCCACGAGAGGAACCUGAAAAGAUUCGCAAGUGGAGGGAGGAACAGAAAUUGCGCUUGGAAAAGAAAGAUGAAGAAGAGGAGCGAAAGAAACAGGAGAUGAAGGAAGCUGCCAGAAAGGAACUAGAAGACUGGUACAAACAUCACAAGGAGACAAUUGAGAAAACGCGUUCCGCCAAUAGGGAGGCAGCCAUAACGGCAGAGAAGGAACUGAUUGGCACCCCAACAGAGUUGGAGCCUGGCCAGGAAUGGGAAAGAAUUGCCAAGCUUUGCGAUUUUAACCCGAAGGCGAGUCGCAACAGCAAAGAUGUAUCUCGCAUGCGUUCCAUUAUUCUUCAGCUGAAGCAAAAUCCGUCGGUUGCUGCCGCUGGGCAUUAAACGUUUUCAUUAUUUUUUUUACCACUCAUUAUCAGUUUUGUUGAGAAAUUUAGAAGUUCAUCUUUUCCAUUUACAACAUGAAUGUCUUAGCAUUGUAAGGAAUAAACCAAGUUACACUACCAGUA
Molecule: messenger RNA, 968 nt
Organism: Daphnia pulicaria
Lineage: Eukaryota; Metazoa; Arthropoda; Branchiopoda; Diplostraca; Daphniidae
Gene: Clc
Product: clathrin light chain-like
Exons: 7
Coding region: 145-843 (232 amino acids)
Biological process (GO): clathrin-dependent endocytosis; intracellular protein transport; clathrin coat assembly
Cellular component (GO): postsynaptic endocytic zone cytoplasmic component; clathrin coat of trans-Golgi network vesicle; clathrin coat of coated pit
Molecular function (GO): structural molecule activity; clathrin heavy chain binding
Source: RefSeq, a predicted model, not a curated record